CCCCUUUUUAGUUGAGAGGGGGCUCUCUCUCAGAAAAUAUAGACCUUUGAGAAGGAAACACCAUAACGCCUUGGGAGCAUUCACGAAUCUCCAUAUCUAAUUUGCGAAAAAUGCCAGAUUGAAGUCCUAAAGCUUCAAAAUCGUUAUCUUCCUCCACUUUUGAAGAACACAUGACUUCCCUCCUACAUUAGUGUAAACUACUUUUGUGCAUUGAACCCAACCAAAAGAAAUUGCCGAAAAGUGAGUUCCUCAUCUUCGUAAUAGAGACAAGAAGCAAGAAGAGGCAUGAUACGAAAUUAAUUACACAUAUUUACUCCUUGUAUCUUAGACAUUUCUUGUUCAUUUGGUAUGAAAACACCCUCUCUUAUGCCAAUUUUACGCUAGGUUGUGUUCUUUUGACAUAUUUCAGGUCCUAGCACUUGAAGGAAGCUUAGGAGCAAGUUCCACGACAUUUGGAGGUCAAAAUGGGGCAAAAAAGACAGCUAGACAAAAAGUUACGACCGGGGAGUGACUUCUUCUCCCAAACUGUGAGAAUGAGGCAGGGAGGUAGACACACUUUUUUUAAGUCACGGACAAGAGUCCUGGCUGUGAUUUCGCCUCUGUUGCGGGUAUAAAUGGAUUUAUUUGUUAAUUAUGAAGGGCAAAACUAGUUUUUUGGAUCCCGAACACCCAAGGAACGAAUCCUAGAGGUAGAGAGCAAUCCAGGGGUGAUCUUGGAGCCAAAUUUGAGUAUUUCUUCACCAUUGGAGCACGAGGAACUAGUUUGGAAGUGAAGAUUGAAGAUCAAAACUAGAUUAUGUAUUAAGUUUCCUCUCUAUGGAGCAACUUACCUUCACUUGGGUUUGAUGAAUCCUAUGUAUUUUUGUUUGAUUAGAGGAUUGCAUGAUUACUCUGAGUUUCCAAUAUAUGCAUGGUUUACAUAUAAAUUAUUAUUUAAUUGAGAUUAUUGAUUUAUGCUUUGAUCUAUGAGAGAGAAUAUAUGAUUAGGUUGAUAGAGCAACAUCGAUUGGAAGUACGAGAUCAAUUAUUCUAGAGUGAGUCUACCAAUUGGUUUUUAUUGGGUGAGAAUCUUACCCAAUAAAGGGAGUCUAGUGUGAAUUGCAUUGGUAUUUUGUCUUUGUUGAGGAUAGUGUCCCUCUAAAUGGUCUAUUUAAGAGGACAAUGUAUGUUUUAAACGAGGUUCAAGGCUUGUUAAGGACUUUCACAUGAUGAAUGAAGCGUGAAAUAAGUUAGAGAAUCAUCAAUCAGUAAUCUAUCUAGUGGUUAGGGGAAACCAUUACCUGAGUGAGCCUCCUAACUUGUAAUUAGUUAGUUUAACCCUUUAGUAGUUUGUUAGAGUAGUUUUAAUUGUUUAACUCAAAUAUGAAUUUGCUAGAUGAUAACCUGAAGCUGAGUAAUAGUAAAUUUAGAGACCCAUGAAUGUGAUAAUUUUAUUACUUAUUACGAGACUCUCUCAUGAAUUAGUUCAAAAGUAUAUACUAGUGGGCUAUUUUUCUUCGCACAAAGGAAUCUAUUAGGGGAAUUUUUUGCCCCAAUAUUUAUUUGUUAGCAAUCGAGGUUUUCAUCUAUAUAUUGGAUGAGUAAGCUACCUCAAGUCUCCUUACAUAAUCCAUACCAUCCCAUAUGAAAGCGAGUUGGUUUGACUCACUUAUGCUUUACUAACAACUUGUUAAUCUUUUUAAGCUUAUGUCUUGUCUUUGUUCUAAUCCAGGCAAGAGGAUUUUUUUUUGUGGCAGUUUAACUCACCAACAAAUACAUAACAUGGAUGCUAAGUUUGGGUAAAAGCUAGGUAAGUUUCAUGUUAGAAUCUAGGUGUCCAGUUGGUGGAUGGUAAGCAUUUUGUCCCUGCUUGUAGGUCUUUGAUAGAUAAAACUCUUUCUCGCGUACUUGAGUACACAUAUCAUAAAAAUCUUUAUUCGUUAUCUACAUAUUGUCCACUAAACAUCAUCUCAUAUUCCAUGGUAAGAACUUCACAUCCUACUCUUACCACAAUAUCUAGCACCUCCCGACCCCUUUCUUAUUCUUUGCAUGAACUGUUGGAGGAAUAGGAACAUGCUACUUUCCUUUACUCUUGUCCGUCUAUUGAUUCAUAUGUUGAGGCUUCUUGUUUAUUUGUACAUCUUCUUGUAUCUUGGUUUUUCUCUUAACUUAUGUCGAAUGGUUAUGAUUUAUGACAGAGAGUCACCAUGUGGGAAUUCAGGAGCUCACUAGCUCGUUGCAAUCACAUUUUAAAUUUAAAGAGUUGGAAACUCUCUAAUUUUUUCUAGGCAUUGAAAUUGUGUGAUCACACCUGGGAAAUUUAUUUCCAACGAAAUACAUCACUUAUAUUUUAUCGGCGACUCAUUACUCUAAGUACAAGGCAUGUUCUACUUCUAUGGAUUUGAACAUGAAGUGCAACGUAGAAGAUAGAAAAUUAUUAUCCGAUUCGAUGUUUUACACGAAACUUGUGGGUAGAGCUUCCAAGAGGCUGAACAUUGCUUAUGAAGUUCAGAUAGUGAGUCAAUUUAUGAGCUGACCAUGUCAACUUCACUUAGAUUAUGUCUUUAAGAUUUGACGCUAUUUAUAGGGCUCAAAGGAGGUGUUCACCUUUCUUCCCUCCCCCGAUAGACUCACAUUGGAAGCAUCUCAUAUGAAAACUAUCCAAGCUAUCUUGAUACGAGAAAAUCCAUGUCUAGGUGGUGUGUAUGAUUGUGUGCUUUGUUUAUCUUCCAGCUUAGCAAGAAGCAUGAUCAAGUCUCCAAAUCUUCUACAAAAGUGGAGUAUUGGUCUAUAUUUGAGGUAAGCUUUGCGAUCGUAUGGCUUUAUCGACUAUUGGGAGACUUCAUAGUUAUAUCGUCUCAACCUAUCAAGCUCUUUGUUGAUAACUCAAGCACUAUCAAGAUAACAAUGCAACCAGUCUUGUAUGAGCGAAGUGGAACCAAACACAUCGAGGUAUAUGUUCAUCACAUUCAUCCAUUGGUUGGUGAUGGCUUAAUCAAGCUAUCAUUUAGAUAUACUAAAGAUCAGACUGCAGAUUUGCUUACAAAGGUGGUUUUUGCUACUCAUCAUUGGCUCUUAUAUGACAAAUUGCUAUAAUAUAUUAUGACCAAAUUGAGGGAGGAUGUUGAAUCCCAUCAUGUGUGGCUUACGUAUAUGGAUUGUAGUUGGUUGUGUAUGGUAGUUAUCUGCGGUUUCCGAAACUUUAUAAAUACAAAAUGUACGGCUCCUACAAGGGUAGAGCCUUUCACGAUUGAGCUCAAUAAGAAUAAGAGAAAGUGUUUCCACAGUUCACCUUCUUCUUUCUUCAGUUCAUCCUUUCCUUGUUAAGUUUCCAACAUCAUCUCGUAUUCCAUGUUAACAACUUCAUUUCCUACUACCACCCCGACUCUUUCUUAUUAUGUUUGAACGGCUGGAGGACUAGGAGCUUACCACUUUCCUUUACUCUUGUCCUUCUGUUGAUGCAUAUCCUGAGGCUCCUAAACCACUUGAUAAUGAGUGUUUUUUUCUUUGUUCUUUUGCAUGCUGAGUAUGGUAUUUCGUACAAGCAUUGUUUUGUUUCUAACUACCUAUGAUCAAGCAAGAGCAACUUCAACUAGAUGUGCAUUCAGACAAGUGUUUAUUUUAACUCCUUUUCCACUACUCUUGUGAAUGGUCAAUGCAUAAUGGGUGUCUGAAACUUUAUUUGUGUCUUAAAGCACAUCCUUAAGGGGCCACUUCAUUCGGUGGGGGAUUAUACGAUACUAAGCAAUACCAAACUGUCGCGAACUAACUUCAAUUGAAUUUGUGUGCUUCUAUGCAAUGAAUGACGUCCUCAUACACGCUCUUGGACUUUUACCCCUAAAUCUAUUUGUUAUGACAACGUCUUUAUAUUUUUUAUUGUUAGGUAAAAAUGUUCUUUUAUAAAGAUACCAAUUAACUAAAAAUAUUUAAAAGGAGAAGACUCAUGUAGAAUAAAUCAUUCAUUGUAUUCAAACAUGUCAAGACAUCAUUUUACUUCAAGACGCAAACAUACUUCAGUCACUACUCUAGGCUCCUUAGAAACCAUAGGUAGACUAAAAGCUUCCUGGUGGCAUUUGAUUCGACCAAAGUCACGAUUUGGUGCGAGUCGACCACACUUAUACCCCUAAAAUGGACUCACCCCAUACUUGACCUACGCCGUACUGAGAGAGGAACUAGACUCUCCAGCCUAUCCAGGCUCUGAUACCACUUGUCACGGACAUAGACUUUCGAAGCCCGUGCGGCGUCUUGAGGGGCACUAGCAUUUCCACAUAUGCAUGCCAACUAAUGCAGUCAAAAGCGCGAUUCAAUGUAGAAGCGGUUUAGUGAACUAGAAGCGUAAAACCAUAAGCUUUUAAGCAUUAAAGUGUAGAUUUUGACUAAAAUUGUAAGGGGAAAGUGUGAUUCUACGUGGAAGCGUUUUGGUGAUCUAAAAGGAUAAAAGCACAAGCUCUUAAAUUUUAAACGCGAUUUUGACUGCAUUGAUGGCAACUGGUUUUGCCCUACCUUGGGCUCAUCAGGGAGGCGACAAUAGCCUCCGAUCAGUUGUGGCCCUACAAGCAAAGAUCCCCAUCAUUGUCACUUCCAAACUCGACUAGAACGAUAUACAGACAGACAAUGCCUUAUCGCUAUAGUCGUCUACUUUGCCUCUCUUGUGGCAAGAGAACCAGAUGAUAGCGUUUUUUAGAUAAUAACACGAUCACGAUAUUCCGGGUCGUGACAGGGGGAUAGACCGCAAAUCGGUAAAACGAGCUUGACAGUUUUGACUAGCAACUAUACAGGGGAUCGGUUCAAAUUGUUUGGUGGGUCUAGACUCUAGAUUGCCCGGAUGGUCCGGUUUGGGUGUAACAACAUUGGGAAAAAACCGAAAAAGAAGGUCAUGGGUCAGCUAUGAUGAGCAUGGAUUCUGCCCAAUAAAUAUAAACAGGGUUGGUUGGAUGGGAUGGGAGCAUAAAUGGUGGAUGUCAUCGAGGAUAUGGCGGAGAAGGCAACAUUUAUUCUCUCACACACUUAAAAAAAUCGGUUAGUUGAGCUGCUAACCAGAUCCUCACCUACAUUGUUUAUUUUUUCCUCUUCCCCUUUUACUUGCUGGAUCCGUAUCAUUGCAUUUGAACUGGCAAGAGUCCCCAGUGCUCACUUGCUUGCUUUUUAGUUCGAGGAGCUCUCCUCUCCCUCUUCGCUGUAAAUCGCUUCUUUGGCCGUAGUCCUCUUCUCUCAAUUUUGAGCUUAGUUGGAGGCUGCGAGGGCACGAUUUCUGUUUGUCAAUGGCGGGGUUUCUCUCUAUGCUCAGGCGAACAUAUCUAUCCGUCUAUAACUGGGCCGUCUUCAUUGGCUGGGCACAGGUGUUGUUCUUAGCCGUGAAGACUUUGAAGGAAUCGGGUCAUGAACAUGUGUACAGUGCAGUUGAGAAGCCACUCCAGCUCGCUCAAACUGCUGCCAUUUUGGAGAUUGUCCAUAGUUUAGUGGGUUUGGUUCGGUCUCCCAUUUCGGCAACACUCCCACAGAUUAGUUCGAGAUUGUAUCUUACAUGGAUCAUUUUACAUAGUUUCCCUGAGGUUCAGACGCACUUCCUCGUUAGUAGUUUGACCAUUAGUUGGUCAAUCACAGAGAUUAUUCGAUAUUCGUUCUUCGGCAUGAAGGAAGUCUUCGGUGGAACACCUUCAUUUCUUUUGUGGCUCAGGUAUAGCACUUUUUUGGUGAUGUAUCCCAUUGGUAUCAGCAGUGAAGUUGGUCUCAUUUAUCUCGCCUUGCCUCACAUAAAGGUAUCUGAAAAGUUCUGCAUAAGGAUGCCCAACAGAUGGAACUUCUCCUUCGAUAACUUCUACAUCGCUAUCGUUGCUCUCGGAAUCUAUGUCCCAGGUUCUCCUCACCUCUACAGGUACAUGCUUAGCCAAAGGAAAAAGGCUCUCUCUAAAUCAAAGAGAGAAUAGAAUAUGGCUUCCAACAGAUUGAAGUGAUUCAUUCCUGUUAUGGGUGACUAUCGCAUUCGGUUCGGAGUCAAAUGUAACAGUGUAGUGUACGCAGGAAUAAUUGAACACUUAUGAAACUGGAAUUUAAAUGAUCUCUUCUUCUCCUUUUAUUCUUCUAUUUUUCUCUUCAUCACAAAAAAACGCAAGGAAGCAAUCUAGGCUACAUCAAAGGCUCAAACAUCUUAGUAAUGCUCAAAAUGACACGAAAACACUUGGAAUUACAAAACUCUCAUCAUUUGAGUUACACAACCUUACAAUGGUAGAUCUCAAGUUGCGCAACCUUUAAAAAUGUUCAUUUGAUGAGAUAUGCACCCGCUAGAUCCCAAGUUACCCAACCUUUGCAAGACAGAGUUACACGGAAUUUGAAUAUGAACUUGCAUAACAAAGAAGAAACUAAAAUCUAUUGGGGUAGACCAUGCUACACUAAGUCGGACAAUGUGGAUGUCAUAUGGCGUCAUACCGGCAAAUUUGCAGGAGAUAUAGAUCAAUGUGUGUGACGUGACCUUGCACACAUGAGUUUACAUUACAACACAAUUUCGAAGGUUGAGUUGUAUAAGAUCUAGACCCGAUGUCGUAAUACACUAUUGUGUGAAGU
Molecule: messenger RNA, 6540 nt
Organism: Linum trigynum
Lineage: Eukaryota; Viridiplantae; Streptophyta; Magnoliopsida; Malpighiales; Linaceae
Source: the annotation of a GenBank genome assembly